UCCCGGCAUAGGCUCGAGCGAAUUCGGACACGGAGCCCGGCCGCUCCGCCCGCGUCCCUGAGCCCGGCUCCCGCCCCGGCCCGCGCUCACCGCCGAUGAUGGUCCGGAUGAGGGAGGCGUGCCCGGGACAGUCGACCAGCGUGACCUGAAGCAGUGGCUCGCCGGCCUCGGGCUCGGCCUCGGGCGCUGCCUGGAACUCGGGCAAAGACGACCGCAGGCGCGCGGGCAGCGGCACCGAGAAGCAGGAGAAGCCCAGGUCUAGCGUGAUGCCGCGCUCGCGGCUCUGCGGCUGCUUGUCAAAGGCGGCAGUGGAGGCUGUGGUGCUUAGCGCCCGCGCCAGCGCCGUCUUGCCGCUGUCGAUGUGGCCCAGCACGCCCACGUUCACGUUAACUCGCCGCCCUGCCAUGCUGCCGCCGCCGCAGCCGCCUCGGACACCCGCCCGGCCCGCCCCUCACCUCCCUCGGUAGUCGCCGCGGUCCGGCCCGUUAAGUUGCCCCCCCCGCAACCGGCGCGCCGUGCACACCCGUUCCGUCCCUGAAGCUUCCGCCCUCCCGAGGCUCACGGGCACUGCCAGGUGUGGUGCCCCGGGUGGAUGGUCUAGGAACGGGGAGGUCACUGCAGGCAAGGUUGCUCUCUCACAUAGCUUCCGCUGCCUGAAGCCUCCAAGAGCCCGAGAUGGAGGGAUCCUUCUGAGAAGUGAAGCCAUUGGACAGGAUUCCUGGGCAUGUGGCGUCAUAGUAGAAUUAAUCAAAAGCAAGAAAAUGGCUGGAAGAGCUGUCUUGUUGGCAGGACCUCCUGGAACUGGCAAGACAGCUCUGGCUCUGGCUAUUGCUCAGGAGCUGGGUAGUAAGGUCCCCUUCUGCCCAAUGGUGGGGAGUGAAGUUUACUCAACUGAGAUCAAGAAGACAGAGGUGCUGAUGGAGAACUUCCGCAGGGCCAUUGGGCUGCGAAUAAAGGAGACCAAGGAAGUUUAUGAAGGUGAAGUCACAGAGCUAACUCCGUGUGAGACAGAGAAUCCCAUGGGAGGAUAUGGCAAAACCAUUAGCCAUGUGAUCAUAGGACUCAAAACAGCCAAAGGAACCAAACAGUUGAAACUGGACCCCAGCAUUUUUGAAAGUUUGCAGAAAGAGCGAGUAGAGGCUGGAGAUGUGAUUUACAUAGAAGCCAACAGUGGGGCUGUGAAGAGGCAGGGCAGGUGUGAUACCUAUGCCACAGAAUUCGACCUUGAAGCUGAAGAGUAUGUCCCCUUGCCAAAAGGGGAUGUGCACAAAAAGAAAGAAAUCAUCCAAGAUGUGACCUUGCAUGACUUGGAUGUGGCUAAUGCACGGCCCCAGGGGGGACAAGAUAUCCUGUCCAUGAUGGGCCAGCUAAUGAAGCCAAAGAAGACAGAAAUCACAGACAAACUUCGAGGGGAGAUUAAUAAGGUGGUGAACAAGUACAUCGACCAGGGCAUUGCUGAGCUGGUCCCAGGUGUGCUGUUUGUUGAUGAGGUCCACAUGCUGGACAUUGAGUGCUUCACCUACCUGCACCGCGCUCUGGAGUCUUCUAUCGCCCCCAUCGUCAUCUUUGCAUCCAACCGAGGCAACUGUGUCAUCAGAGGCACUGAGGACAUCACAUCCCCUCACGGCAUCCCUCUUGACCUUCUGGACCGAGUAAUGAUAAUCCGGACCAUGCUGUAUACUCCACAGGAAAUGAAACAGAUCAUUAAAAUCCGUGCCCAGACGGAGGGAAUCAACAUCAGUGAGGAGGCACUGAACCACCUGGGGGAGAUUGGCACCAAGACAACACUGAGGUACUCAGUGCAGCUGCUGACCCCGGCCAACUUGCUUGCUAAAAUCAACGGGAAGGACAGCAUUGAGAAAGAGCACGUCGAAGAGAUCAGUGAGCUUUUCUAUGAUGCCAAGUCCUCCGCCAAAAUCCUGGCUGAUCAGCAGGAUAAGUACAUGAAGUGAGAUGGCUGAGGUUUUCAGCAGCAAGAGACUCCCCAGGUGUGUCUGGCCUGGGUCUGGCCUGUGGGCGCUCGCCCCUGGGCUUGGGGCUGCCGUCCCCACUCAGGGCGUGGUCUACAGCACUGUCAGUUCAGUGUGGAAAGCAUUUGUUUUUAAAUUAUCAUAACUGUUCCUGUGGUUGCUUUGAAAGAACCCUUCCUUACCUGAUGUGUUUUCUAUAAAUCUUCAUAGGUUAUUUUGA
This is a messenger RNA of Chlorocebus sabaeus (green monkey), 2190 nucleotides long. The record is from RefSeq and is a predicted model, not a curated record. Lineage: Eukaryota; Metazoa; Chordata; Mammalia; Primates; Cercopithecidae.